UGAAGAUGGGACAGUUAUAACAUGUAAUCGCGUACGAAAUACACGUCAGUCGUGUGUCCAAAAGUCAUUGCAUGCAAACUGUGCAGCGAGUUGUUAUCCUUAGCGGAUGUGAGUCGUGAUAAAGCGUGUGGAUUGACAUCGGAGAUGUGGGAAGUCAUUCGGAAGUGGAUUACUUAAAAAAAAUUAACGGCCAGAAUAUGACUGACAAAUAGCGUCGCUGAACUUCGAAGGAUUUGCUCGAUCUAUGCAAAAACCUGCAUUCGAGAGGAAAGUUCAUCCAUUAGAGAUAUCCAAAUUUAGCGAAAUAAGCGCCAUUUAUCCAUCGAGAAAAUUGUGAGGAGCACAAUUUCAAAUUCGGUGUCAACAAUCUACUAUCCUAGCAUCCUAAAAGAAGUGCAUUCGUGACAGAAAGGAAAAGUUGGAGGAGAAAGAUUGGAGAAGUUCCUCGAAGCCUGAAUGUGCACGUACGGUGGAGCGAGAAAGUAACUGAAGGUAGAAAUCGCAAACUGGUGUUAUUCUCGAGCAAAGUGCAUCCAGCGCAUCGUAGGUCGUGGAUUUUUUUAUAUAGUAAAGUCUCAAAGGAAAACGCGACUUGUAAGAAAGUUACAUUUUGCUAUGUUCUCGAUUAAAUAUCAAGAGAAUAUCUGAUAAAUAUUGAAAUCGAAGUAUUUGUGGUAUUAGUCUAAUAUUUAUUUUUGAAUAGAAUAUUUUUUCUGUUUACGAAGGAAGACAUUGAACUUAAUGUUAGUAUCACGUGUUCUGUGGAUGAUUCAUGACUCAUAGUAGCUGAGGUAUUUUCAUAUUCAUCGAUUACACAGAAGGCCAUUGGAGAACUCAUUGCAGAAUCAACCGAGAUAAUAUGUAUUUUUCUUCAUCGCAAGAAUAUUCUCUCAGUUACGAAGAAAAAGGGGUUGUGUUCCAUUUCAUGUGAUUUUUUAUCAGCAACCUCCUAAACUAUUGUGAUUUAAGUCAAUUACUGUAAAAGGCAGGCCAAUGCAGGAUUUGCAGAAUCGAUAGAAACAAUAUGUAGUUAUCGUAUUUUUAAUUAGAGCGAAAUGAUCUCUUUUUCUUUGUGAAAAACGAAAUACGUUGUACUUAACGCUUUGGUUUAUGCGAAUAAUUCACUGUAAAACAGCGAGUCGAUAUCAAUCACUAACCUUACACAUAAGCCAAACAACGUUAUGUUGAACACAAAAAUUAUUCUCAUGUUAUAUUCUGCGAUUAUCAACAUAAAGUUUCUUAAGUCUGAACGCUACAUUUAGUCUAAAAAGAUAAGCAACUGCCAAGUCAGUCGCUCGGUCAAGGGAAACUGAAGACAAAACGGUGAUAACGAUAGAAUAAGCGAAGCAACGGAAAGUGGAAAAGAGAAAAUUAGUAAGAAAGAGAUAGACCGAUAGAGAAAAAAGAAAAAGGACAGCGACUCUACAAGUAGCAAACCGAUUUAGCAGGCGUGCACGUACUCCAAGAAAAAGAUAAAGAAAAGAACGGUUAUCAAAGUAAUAAGGAAAGAAGAAAGACAGAGAUAAGGAGACAGAACGAGAUAAAUAAAGAAGAAAAACGACGAUUGGUAAAAUUUAAAAAAAACGAGGAAGAAAACGGAAUAAGAUCAGUAGAAGCAAAAAAGUACCCUUCUCGAAACUGGUCUUCAAAAUGAAUAAAAAUGUUCUGACAACUUCGAAUACCAAGAAUUUUUUCGACGAAGAAGCUAUUUUGAAGAAGGUACAAUGGCGCAAUCUCGUAGCAUUCUGGAUCCUAGGUCUAUGCAACAAUUACGGCUAUGUCGUGAUGCUCAGCGCGGCCCACGACAUCCUAAAGAGCAAAUUCGGUGAACAAAAUGACACGUCAAGCACAAACGACAUGAACAUGACGGAACAUCAAUCGAACACGACUCGUACAUGCAACACGGUUUCAACCGGUGCCAUACUUUUGGCAGACAUUCUGCCAGCACUGGCAAUCAAGAUAACGGCGCCGUUUCUACCAUUUCUAGUGCAUGCUCGACUGGCUACCUGUGUGUUAUUUUCCGCUGCAGGAUUCAUCAUGGUGUCGUUGAGUACUACCGAAUGGAUCGCUAUUAUGGGCGUCGUUAUAACGUCGCUUUCUUCCGGCUUGGGUGAAGUUACUCUUCUCAGUUACAGUAAUCAGUUUUCCAAGCAAGUGAUCUCGACAUGGUCAUCGGGCACGGGCGGUGCCGGGGUAAUCGGCGCUGUAUCUUACGCUGGGCUCACCUUGGUACUAUCUAUCGAGAAUACAUUGUUAGUCAUGUUGGUAGUGCCAUUUUUGCAAGCGAUCACGUUCUGGGUUAUCCUCAAACACCCGACGCACACCAGAAUUCCAAUCACCAAGAACGGCAUCGAUAGUCAAGAACAAAUCAUCAAGAUCCCUGAAAAGACUUUCAGGGACAAGAUUAAUUUAGUACCUGGCUUGCUGAAGUACAUGAUACCACUUGGGCUCGUUUACCUAUUUGAAUACUUCAUCAAUCAAGGCUUGUACGAGCUUAUCGAAUUCAAAGAUAUUUGGUUGACACACUCCGAACAAUACAGAUGGCUCCAAGUGGAUUAUCAAAUAGGUGUAUUUAUCUCGAGGUCAUCGGUGAACCUGGUCACCAUUAAUAAAAUUUGGAUUAUGUCCGUGUUGCAGUUCUUUAAUGUUAUACUCUUUUUCUUCGAGACCCUCUAUUAUUUCAUACCAAAUAUAUGGAUCGUUUUUGCUCUUGUAUUGUGGGAGGGUUUGCUUGGCGGCGGAGCAUAUGUGAACACGUUCUAUCGAAUGUCGACUGAGAUUCCAAAGGUGGAUCGCGAAGCUUCUUUGGGAAUCGCGUCGAUGGCAGACUCUAUCGGAAUUGCGUUGGCCGGUUGGCUGUCCAUGCCUGUUCACAAUGCCAUUUGUAAAUUACCGCAACCGACGCGAUUAGGUAGUUAAAGAUAUCGUGAUGGUUCACCCGAUACUUAGUGAAACAAAGUUUCUGCGGAAACUUACUUUAAAAAGUUCCUCAACACAAUAUGCCGAUGAUUAGCGGCGAAUAUGAAGCGUUUCUUUUAUUAAUUUAACGAUUGCAUGUAGGUCAAAUGUAUGCAAUUGUUUAAUCGCGCGUUCGCGGAUCAUAAAAUUAUUAACGGAUCAUAAAAUUAAUUCCGGUCCGGUUAAACUUUUAGCUUUGUGGGAGUAUUCGAAUCUACGAAAUCUUGAGGAAAUAUUAAUAAAGCAAACGUUCAGAAUGCAGGCGGCACGGUGAUGAAUUUUGAUAUAGUUUAUUACUUUUAAUAUAUUUUAUAAAUAUUAAUAUUUAUUAAAUAUUUCCUAAAUGAUAUUUUUAAAGUCAUAACCGUGUCGCUUUCAAAAAUAUUGUAGAUUCAUUAUAAGCGCCUUUUAAGCAGUUCACAUUGGAUUACGAUGUAUUACAAUUACAAAUAUCCGAGCUUUAUUCGGUACAAACGUUUAAAAGAUUAGGAACAGGGCAUAUUGCAGUACAUGUCGCAUAUUAAAUAUACAUAAUAUAUAUAGGCGACGUAACAUGUAAUACACGAAUACCAUCUGUGUUUUCGCUGCGGAACGAAAGAAUUUCUUUCUCUCUAGAUCCUGCUGUACUAUAGAUACUAUUUGUUUCACGAUAUGCGUAUAAAUUUUGAAAAUUGUACUGUAAAUCUAUAUUUCUUCUAUAAACAUAUCUAAAUUUUGACUUGUACUGUAGACCUGUUUAGUGCUGAUAUCGUAGAGAUAUAUUCCGAGAUUACUAUUAGUUGUUGAUCUUUACAUCGUUUCCAUAAUAUUUCCGACUUGUUGCGAUGAAACGAAAUACGCAAGUAUUUUCGUGCGUUCUCAAGAUUCCGCACCGUCGAGA
Molecule: messenger RNA, 3838 nt
Organism: Trachymyrmex cornetzi
Lineage: Eukaryota; Metazoa; Arthropoda; Insecta; Hymenoptera; Formicidae
Gene: Cln3
Product: CLN3 lysosomal/endosomal transmembrane protein, battenin
Exons: 9
Coding region: 1651-2919 (422 amino acids)
Biological process (GO): lysosome organization; regulation of intracellular pH
Cellular component (GO): membrane; lysosome
Source: RefSeq, a predicted model, not a curated record